Molecule: messenger RNA, 1899 nt
Organism: Eremomyces bilateralis CBS 781.70
Lineage: Eukaryota; Fungi; Ascomycota; Dothideomycetes; Eremomycetales; Eremomycetaceae
Exons: 1
Coding region: 1-1899 (632 amino acids)
Source: RefSeq, a predicted model, not a curated record
AUGGGCAUCGCACGUCUUCAUCAUCUCCUGCAGCCGUAUGGCGCUCCUUUUAUCGCAGAGUUCUCCCCCCCGUCCAAUACAACCUCCGCCGACGAACCAGGAGCUCCCACUCCCACAACAUCGAAACCAUCGGUCUCAAAUACUAACUCGAAUCGGCCGAUAAUCUUGGAUGGUCCUUCCUUCGCAUAUCACAUCCACCACACAUGCGGGGGAAUCGUGCGGCCGCGCUCGCAAGCCGCCAUUCCACACUAUGGCGACCUCGCCCGUGCCGCUGUCGCGUGGCUCGACCAGUUAGAGCGUUUUGGACUGCGUGUAGUAGCCAUCGUGUUCGAUGGAGCGCUGCCGGACUGGAAGAUCGAGACGAGAAUGGGGCGGCUGGAGAUGAAGGUGGCCACGUUGUUGGCGUGGAAGGCUGGGCUGGGGACGGGCUUCGAGGGCGCUCAGGAUCAAGUUUCUAGGCUUGGUGAUAGCUUUGGUGAUGACGGCAGUCUGUUUCUCCUGUUAAGAUCAUGCCAGAGCGCGCAGUCGAGCUCGGAAAUGCCGACGGUUCCUUUUUUGACCGCUGCUGUUGUCGAAGGGCUGCUGAGAUCUAGAUUUGGCCACACUGUUUCCAUCGUAUCAGGAGAAGCGGAUACGGUUUGCGCUGAACUCACUAAGCGUCAUAUGAACGCGAUUGUCCUCUCCAGUGAUGGCGACCUGCUUGUACAUGAUCUUGGUACAACCGGAUCAGUCAUGUCAUUCAAGUCCAUUGCAAUCGAGCAGUCAUCGUCCGGUUCGCAAGUGCGGUUUAUGCUCAAGUCAACAAUCUUCAGUCCUUCUACAAUUGCGGCGCGUUUCCAACUGCGAUCUUUGCUCCCCUUUGGCUUCUGCGUGCGAAAACUAGGCCGAAAAGCUUCCGUUUCCGCCUGCAUCGAAGCGGCGAAGAGCCUUGAAAUGACGGAUCAAGCAUAUCAGGGAUUCCUAGAGGAGUACGACUCCCAGCCCUUUCCGGAAGUGAGCUCAUCAGAGAUCAAGUCUCUCCAGCACUGUGAUACCACAGUCUCCGAGUAUCUGUGCUCCCAACUUAGUGGCACGUCGAGGGAGCAUGUUGUUCCAACAAUAUAUCUUCCGGUAUUGAUUGAAGAUCCAUCACGGUCGACAGCAUGGGAUCAGAGCAUUCACAUCCGCCAGGUGUCAUACACGCUGGUCUCGGAAAGCCUAAGUAAACAUUCUUCGCCGCACACUAUCGAAUUGACACGUCGAGGUCAUCGUGUGGUUCCGGUCGCUGUACCUCAUCUCUCCCCGAUCGACUUGAGACAACGCAUUACCGAAGAGUUAGACCUAUUGAGCGGGUUAUCCGCUGAUUCAGGCAUGCCUCAACUACCAACGACUCUCCGAUGGCGAGCGAUCGUCCUAUUUCUUCUGUUGCCAUUGCUAUCGGGCUCCUCGACGAACGUUAUUUUCAGCUUUGACGUAAAGGAAUUUCUCAAGGGUCACUGGAUCCAUCGCUCCGACGGGCGGCGCACUGAGUGGCCUUAUAUCCACUUCUCUGCCCAAUUGCAAGGCAUCUGGUGUUCCUUACGGAUGUUGCUUCAAACCAUCCGAUUCCUGCGUUCAGUGUCCGCAGAGCCUCUGGAGAUGGUGGGGAAGCUGGAGCGUGAGCUCAGUCUGCUUCCUGGAGUUGUGGAAUUCUUCGACGAUGCUGCCGCGGAGGAUGGGGUGGUGGAAGAAGUCCUGGGAUGGCUAGAACUAAAGUUUAGUGAUGUCAUCCAAAAAAAUGAGGCGAGCACGAAAACGAAAAGGAAGAGGAAGGCAAAAGGUCAAUCAAGUCAUGCCAAAGAAGAAGGGCUGUCUAAAAAGGCAGCAACGCAAAAUGGGACUGGUUACUUCUCAGUACUAAGGGGACUGGAGACUGAUUGA